Triticum aestivum (bread wheat) is the source of this 2125-nucleotide messenger RNA. Its product is annotated as NADH dehydrogenase [ubiquinone] iron-sulfur protein 3-like. Bases 86 to 658 code for a protein of 190 amino acids. The transcript has a single exon. Lineage: Eukaryota; Viridiplantae; Streptophyta; Magnoliopsida; Poales; Poaceae. The record is from RefSeq and is a predicted model, not a curated record. Gene Ontology annotation, molecular function: NADH dehydrogenase (ubiquinone) activity. Gene Ontology annotation, cellular component: respiratory chain complex I.
GACCAACCCAACCGGCGAUUUCCGAGAAGUCUUUCUGCUUAGAGCAAGAAGCGGAACCAAAAUAAAGCUUUCUUUAUUUUCAUUUAUGGAUAACCAAUCCAUUUUCCAAUAUAGUUGGGAGAUUUUACCCAAGAAAUGGGUACAUAAAAUGAAAAGAUCGGAACAUGGGAAUAGAUCUUAUACCAAUACUGACUACCCAUUUCCAUUGUUGUGCUUUCUAAAAUGGCAUACCUAUACAAGGGUUCAAGUUUCGAUCGAUAUUUGCGGAGUGGAUCAUCCCUCUCGAAAACGAAGAUUUGAAGUUGUCCAUAAUUUACUGAGUACUCGGUAUAACUCACGCAUUCGUGUACAAACAAGUGCAGACGAAGUAACACGAAUAUCUCCGGUAGUCAGUCUAUUUCCAUCAGCCGGCCGGUGGGAGCGAGAAGUAUGGGAUAUGUCUGGUGUUUCUUCCAUCAAUCAUCCGGAUUUACGCCGUAUAUCAACAUAUUAUGGUUUUGAGGGUCGUCCAUUACGAAAAGACUUUCCUCUGAGUGGAUAUGUGGAAGUACGCUAUGAUGAUCCAGAGAAACGUGUGGUUUCUGAACCCAUUGAGAUGACCCAAGAAUUUCGCUAUUUCGAUUUUGCUAGUCCUUGGGAACAGCGUAGCGACGGAUAAUUCCGAAUCUACAUAGGUCUAGUCCAGGGGACAAAUCAAUAGGAAAUGCUAUUUGCUUCUUAAGAAGAAGAACUUUUUUGAAAUGAAAGAGUUUCCACGGGCGUCAGAUAUCAUUUCUUCAAAUAAGGAAGAAGUGUUAUCGAAGGAUUUCCUUCCAUUCUUCCUAGUAUGGAAGAAGUAAAGAAAAAGUACUGCGUCUCGAUCUAUACGAAAGGGCACUGGUUUUUUCUUUCGGUUUCAUUGAUAGCAGAAGAGUACGCUAGCUAGCGGAGCCUGAAAACGCUUGCUUGCGCCCCACCCCUACGGAAACUAUUGCCUAUGCUUGCUGCUCGCUCAGUGUCAGUAGAAGGGAAGAAAAGAUGGUCACUCCUUUUAGGAACAUGGCGAGCCUUACUUACGACUGUUGCACUUCACUCGCUGCUCGUUCAUUCACUUGCUCAUGAACUCGCUGCUUCGCCAGAAGCGACUAGUCGCCUCCUUUCCUCCGCCGAAAGAUGCUUAGCCAGAAGCGACGAAGGAGGGGAGCUGGGGAAGGCCGACGAUGGCAAUGAGGGGGAAGCUAUCGUAGAAGCUUUGCCCCUUGCUUUACAUAAAUGGAUUGUUAUGAACUUACUAAAUGACCUUAUUUAUUCUCCCGGAACGCUAGCAAAUCUAAUAGUUCCAUCUGCUCUUCUUAACUUAAGAACGAAGACCGCCAUCCUUCUUAUUCAGGAACCCUUUGUUUGAGGAGGGCGUAUCCCCGGGAAGGGGAGAGUGGCCGAGCGGUCAAAAGCGACAGACUGUAAAUCUGUUGAAGGUUUUCUACGUAGGUUCGAAUCCUGCCUCUCCCACUUGUUGUAGACUUAAGAGAAGAGAAAGUAGGCGGAAGCCUAGGAGGGCCAACCGAGCGAAGCUCUUUUUUUUUUGCCGUGCCGUGAAGUGCAAUUUUCUCGUAUGCAUUUUAGAGAGGUUGUCGAAAAAAGAUGAUCUAUAGAGAUUCCCCAUCUAUAUCCAAUCGAGAAUAGAAGCGAGUCGCUUCCGGCGUCGGCUUGUAGUCUCUGCAGUCGGCACACGCACGCGCCCGCCAUCAUGCCUCCUUGGUUCGGGACGAAGCCAAGCGAGACAUACGAUAGACGAAGGAAGCGCCCACCCAGCAGGAGGGCUAAAACCUGUAGUUUUGAAGUUGCAAACUCCAGCUUCGAAGCUGGAGUGCUUUAGCCCUUUUUUAAGCAAGAAUCACCGUCUUGAGCGCCUUGCGCGCUCAAGAACAAGCAAGGGAUGAGCGCUUUGUUGCUAAAGCGGAUACGUUUUCUUGCUGGGGAAGGCUAGUUUGAUCGAGGAUUGGAGAGGAGGGAGAGGUGGAAUAAAAAGCUCGGGAUGGAUUUUGGAGUCUUUGUGCGAGCCGUAUGCGGUGAGAGUCGCACGUACGGUAAGGAGGGGGGUUCGCGUCUAUACGUGUAGUGUGGUGGUUGGGCCUACCCACCCUAU